CCCCCAAUGCAAUGAGCCAGCAAGGACUGCUCCCAAAUCCGCCGCGAACGGGACUGCUCGGCCCGGGGCCAGAUUCGACCACAGCGUCGCCCGCACACCAGAGUCAUAUCAGCUCGCCCGCUCUCCACAGUCUCCAGAGCAGCCCUGGGGGCAGCGGCGGGCUGCUCGGUACUCUGCCUUCCCCUUUGCUGCUCGGAUCGCGACCGGGACUGCUCCAGCCAGGCCAGCCGGCGUCGCUCAUGGGAGCCGCUCCUCCGAUGCAGAUGCCAAUGCCAGUGCCAGUGCAGGCCACCGGGUCUGCGUAUGGAUCCAGCGGCAGCUUGGCCGAGCAGUUCAAUCUGCCGGCGCCCGGAUCGCUCGCGUCGCAAGUCCGCCUGCCAACAUGGCACGAAUACUCUGGGCUCUCACCAGCGCCGCCAGGCCAGAGCCACCAUCACGGCAACCGUGGUGGUUCAUCGCAGGGGGCGAGGACGGGAUCUGGGCUCAACCGACCGCCGCAUCGCUCCAGUCCCUCUGGCGACAAGGCCAACGCUCGCGUAGCUCCAUACAAAACCCCAACCGGCAAUACACCCGCUCCAAAGGCUCCCGCAAAAUCCUCGGACAAUGGUGCUCCGCAGCAGCCUGCGUAUGAGACAGACGCCCACAAACUCGAGCAGCGACAACGGCAGAUAAAUCUCGGCAAGCAAAAGCCAGAGUACGCCCGAUAUAUCGAAGCAGUGCCAAAGGAUCAACGGAUACGAGGUGUACACCCAACCACGCCAGACAAGUUUAUGACGGCAAGCAAGCGACAAUUUGACGGGCUCAUCAAGGUCUGGCGAAGACAGCUCCAUCGCUGGGAUGAGCCUGCCAGCGCCACCGGAGCCAGCCAGCCAGCCGAGGAUGGAGCAGACUCUGCCGAAGACAACCAAAAUGGCAACGAGCUGGAAGAGCUUGAUGAGUAUGAAGCAAUCGCAGCCAUGGACGACGACAUCUCUACCUACUUUGAGGACAUGUAGAAUCAAUCGGCUUUCCUGACUGAAAUAUUAGCAGAACCAAAAAAAAAAAAAUCGAUUCGAUUGUUGAUAAUGUAGAAUAUAGUCAGAUCCGCAACGAC
Capsaspora owczarzaki ATCC 30864 is the source of this 1093-nucleotide messenger RNA. RefSeq lists its product as hypothetical. The transcript is spliced from 4 exons. The record is from RefSeq and is a predicted model, not a curated record. Gene Ontology annotation, biological process: mRNA transport; mRNA 3'-end processing by stem-loop binding and cleavage. Gene Ontology annotation, cellular component: histone pre-mRNA 3'end processing complex; cytoplasm. Gene Ontology annotation, molecular function: mRNA binding; histone pre-mRNA stem-loop binding. NCBI's taxonomy places the organism in Eukaryota, Filasterea, Ministeriida, Capsasporidae. The coding region runs from base 12 to 995 and encodes 327 amino acids.